Molecule: messenger RNA, 1404 nt
Organism: Capronia coronata CBS 617.96
Lineage: Eukaryota; Fungi; Ascomycota; Eurotiomycetes; Chaetothyriales; Herpotrichiellaceae
Exons: 2
Coding region: 1-1404 (467 amino acids)
Biological process (GO): protein import into peroxisome matrix, docking
Cellular component (GO): peroxisomal membrane; peroxisome; peroxisomal importomer complex
Molecular function (GO): protein binding
Source: RefSeq, a predicted model, not a curated record
AUGGCACCCGCGACGAACAACAACAACAACAACAACAACAACAACAACACCUCCGCCUCCACCCCUACAUCAACAUCUACAUCCACAUCUGCACCAACCCUCCCCGAUCGUCCGUCAACACUGAACAAUGUAGUGAAUCAGACGGCCUCGAGCUACGCGAACCAAAACAGAUUAGGCGCCGGCAUGGGCACGAGCCCAUAUUCAUCGCCGUAUUCAUCGUAUUCGUCUCCCUACAAUCGAUUCGGCGGCGGGGGCAUGGGCGGCAUGUACAGCGGCGGAAUGUACGGUGGAGGAUACGGCAUGGGCGGCGGCAUGUACGGCGGUGGGAUGUACGGAGGAGGCGGGUACGGGAGUUACCCCGGGAUGCCUGGCGACCCGAACAACCAGAGCCUGACGCAGACGUGGAAUCAGAGCACAGCCGCGACCUUCCAGAUCAUGGAGGGCAUAGUGGGUGCAUUUGGCGGGUUCGCGCAGAUGCUGGAGAGCGCUUAUAUGACGACCCAUUCUUCUUUUUUCGCGAUGGUAUCAAUGGCCGAACAAUUAGGCACGCUUCGUCAAACCCUGGGCUCAGUCCUAGGGAUCUAUACAUUAUUGCGCUGGAUCCGCACGCUGCUGGCCAAACUGACCGGCCGCCCACCCCCGGCGGACGCCACAGCACUCACCCCGGCCAAUUUCUCCUCUUUUCUCUCUGGCGGCCGACCCCCCGCCACGUUACCAGACGGGAGUCCCGCACCUGCACGCCCGUCGAAGAAACCGUUUAUAUUUUUCGCCCUGGCCGUCUUCGGCCUGCCCUAUCUCAUGACCAAGCUGAUCCGCGCGCUGGCCAAGUCGCAGGAAGAAGAACAGCGCCGACAACAAGAACAGAUGCCUCUGAGCUACCCCAAUGCAAACGGCGAACAGGUGCCCAUCGACCCGCGGAAACUCGACUUCUGCCGAGUCCUGUACGACUACACGCCCGCGCCGAACUCGGCGGGCAUGGACCUGGAAGUGAAGAAGGGGGACUUCGUCGCCGUCCUUUCCAAGACAGACCCGAUGGGCAACCCGUCCGAAUGGUGGCGCUGUCGCGCCCGCGAUGGCAAGCAGGGCUAUCUCCCCAGCCCGUACCUCGAACCGAUUCAGAGACCGGCCCAGCGCCCCACGGCGCAAAUCACAGAGGGCGCAGCAGCGGCGUCCGCACCCGGAAGUCGGAGCGCCACCAUGAAGGGAUCCGAACCCGUCGGGGCUGCGAGGAAGCUUUUGGACGACGCUGAGCGCACUAAGAGUUUGAGUUCGAUCUAUAAUCCCGGCAUGAACGCCCCUAAUCCCGUGCCAGUGGCGGCGGGGAACUCGAAGGGCCCAGAAGUCAAAGGGGGCCCUGGCGACAUCUCGGCCGAAAGUUUCCAGAAGAGCGCGUUUUACUCUUGA